CAGUAAACGAGCACACCCACAAGGCUCUCGACAGGAAGUCCCUCGGCGUUUGUUUUGAGACGCGUGUGGUGCCAUUUAAACGUAGUAAACGUACUUGACAGUUGUUUUAUUUUGAUAAAUGAAUUAGAAAUACUUUAAAAAACAUUCACAAUACGCGAUUCCCCUAAAGAUGCCACCUAAAAAACGCAGCUCCGGGACUACACAGAACAAGGAAGUGAAGCCCAGUGUUAAAAGUCCAUCCCCAGACAAAAAGGACAACGCAGAAUUAUCUAUUAAAAAACACAAAGAGAAAGACGAGGACUUCGUGGGCCUUUGCAUGACCCUCCAAGUGACUGACUUAGUGUGCGACCAAGCAUGGACAUUUUGGAAGUCUGUUCAGAAAUCCAUAGAGGAUAACCCUGACACCCAGCGGAGGAUGUGGGGUGUAUGUCUCUACGUCACCUCGACGGACAUGGAUGUGGCCAGCUUCACCCUCACUCAAAUGCAGAAAGCUGUGGAACUGAAUGUGAAGCAGUUUCUGUCCUUGGUGAGGAAGCUGGACGUGAACAUGGACACCAUCAGUAGCCGAGUUCACUCGGUUCUGACCCAUCUGGAGAAGAGAUACGACGUGACGCUGGCGCUGUACCAGAGAUUUGAGAAAACAUGCAUGAAAAUCUUUUCGGCUGACUCUGUCAAAGAGAAGGAGAUGCAGCACACCUGUUGGACGAUGUUUUUGCUAGCCAAAGGAAGGGCUCUGCAGAUGGAGGACGACCUGGUCAUCGCCUUCCAGCUGCUGCUGUGUGUGCUCGAGUUCUUCAUCAAGCGUUGCCCCGCGGGCGCUCUGCAGCCCCUCUACCAAUCCUCCAUUAGCAAAGCCCAGAGUCCGCCGACGCGAACCUCCCGACGCAACCAGAGCAAAGCCAAGCCCCGGCCCCCGGAGCCUGAGCUGGACGUACAGCUGCUGGAAACUCUGUGCGAGGAGAACGACUGUAACCCAGAGGAGGUGAAGAAUGUGUACAAGAACAGCUUCUGUGCUUUCCUGGAGUCGAUGGACCUCUCGAGAUCCCAGGAUCUUCCCCAGGCCAGCGAGCUGAGCAGGCAGUAUGAAGAGAUGCACCUGAGGGCCAGAGACUUUGACGGGCGCCUCUUUCUGGACGGGGACCAGACCCUGCUCGGCCCCACAUCGUACCCAUCGCAGGCGGCGGAGAGGACCCCCAAGAAGAACCAGCCCGAGGAAGAGGCCGUGCUCAUCCCACCACAGACCCCCAUCAGAGCCGCCAUGAGCUCCAUCCAGCAGCUAAGGCUGGACCUCACCUCCACCGGGGACCAGCCCUCCGCCAACCUCGUGAUCUAUUUCAAAAACUGCACGGUGGACCCCACCGACGGGGUGCUGCGGCGCGUGGAGACCCUGGGACAGAUGUUCGGCCAGAGGUUUUGCUCGGCAGCCGGGCCCCGCAUGGCCGACACCGGCAGACAGAGGUUUACGCUGGGGGUCCGGCAGUAUUACAAAGUAAUGGAGUCCAUGCUCAAAUCGGAGGAAAAGAGGCUUUCUGUGCAGAACUUCAGUAAACUCCUCAAUGACUCCACCUUCCACACCUCACUCUUGGCCUGUGCGUUGCAAGUAGUCAUGGCAACUUACGGAGGUCCCGGUGUGAAGACCGGAGGGUACACCCACGCAACCUGCGGCAACGGGGAGCCCGCGGAGUCGGACCUUAGCUUCCCCUGGAUCCUGGACGUGUUCGAGCUGGCCGCCUUCGACUUCUACAAGGUGAUCGAGAGUUUCAUCAAGGCGGAGCCCAGCCUGAGCAAAGACAUCGUGAAGCACCUGGAGAUCUGCGAGCACCUCAUCAUGGAGACCCUGGCCUGGAGGAAGGGCUCCCUGGUGUUCGACCUGCUGAAGCAGGCCCAGGGGGAGGGCUCGGCCGAGCAGCCUGAGACCCCCGCCACCCUCAACCAGCCCCUGCAGCACAACCACACCGCGGCAGACCUAUAUCUGUCCCCCGUGCGUCCGGGCUACCGCGUGCUGCCGCCCCCUCAGUGCCCCGGGACCCCCCCCACCAGCCUGGGGUCCCUCUCCCAGGCACCGAUCCCCCAACACCCUCGCUCCAACUCCCUCAGCCUCUUCUACAAAAAACUGUACCGACUGGCCUACACCAGGCUGAACAUGCUGUGCUCCUACCUGCUGUCCUCCAACCCCGACCUGGAGCCCUUCAUGUGGACCCUGCUCCAGUACACCCUGCAGCACCAGUACGAGCUGAUGAGAGACCGCCACCUGGACCAGCUGAUCAUGUCGGCGAUGUACGCCAUCUGCAAAGUGAAGAACGUGGACCUGCGCUUCAAGACCAUCGUCACGGCCUACAAGACGAUGCCCAACACCAACCAGGAGACCUUCAAGCACGUGCUGAUCACGGAGGGGACGGAGCUCAGGGGCCCGCACCACGACUCCAUCAUCAUCUUCUACAACCAGGUGUUCAUGCAGAAGCUCAAGAACAACAUCAUGCAGUACGCCUCGGCCAGGCCCCCCACCCUGUCUCCCAUCCCGCAGAUCCCCCGCAGCCCCUACAAGUACCCCAGCUCCCCGCUGCGCGUGCCCGGCAGCAACAACGUCUACAUCUCGCCGCUGAAGAACCCCCGCAUGUCUCCCAGCAUCAUGACCCCCCGGUCCAGGAUGCUGGUCUCCAUCGGUGAAUCAUUUGGGGCGUCCAACCGCUUCCAAAAGAUCAACCAGAUGGUGAACAGCAGCGACGGCUCUAUGAAGAGAUCCAUGGAGCAGGGCUCCGCCCCCAAACCCCUGAAGAGGCUGCGCUUCGACAUGGACGGACAGGACGAGGCCGACGGCAGCAAAGCGGCCGGGGAGUCGACUCUCAUACAGAGGCUGGCAGAGAUGAGCUCCACGAGGUGCCGCAUGCAGGAGCAGAAGAUGAAGGAGGACGCAGAGUCAGGGAAACAGUAACUCUGCCGGGGGGCCCGCUGAAGACCC
This is a messenger RNA of Gadus chalcogrammus (walleye pollock), 2959 nucleotides long. It is a transcript of the gene rb1, whose product is annotated as retinoblastoma 1. Gene Ontology annotation, cellular component: chromatin; Rb-E2F complex; nucleus. The record is from RefSeq and is a predicted model, not a curated record. Gene Ontology annotation, molecular function: RNA polymerase II transcription regulatory region sequence-specific DNA binding. Gene Ontology annotation, biological process: neuron projection development; negative regulation of G1/S transition of mitotic cell cycle; cell morphogenesis involved in neuron differentiation. The coding region runs from base 170 to 2932 and encodes 920 amino acids. Lineage: Eukaryota; Metazoa; Chordata; Actinopteri; Gadiformes; Gadidae. The transcript is spliced from 27 exons.